Molecule: messenger RNA, 630 nt
Organism: Rosa chinensis
Lineage: Eukaryota; Viridiplantae; Streptophyta; Magnoliopsida; Rosales; Rosaceae
Product: probable inactive receptor kinase At4g23740
Exons: 3
Coding region: 1-630 (209 amino acids)
Biological process (GO): protein phosphorylation
Molecular function (GO): protein kinase activity; ATP binding
Source: RefSeq, a predicted model, not a curated record
AUGGUUUUUGAUGUGUCAAAUAUAACUGUGUCUUUGCUGUCUGGAUGUAGAAGAGGAGAGGAUAGAAUUCCUUUAGAUUGGGAUACCCGACUAAGAAUAGCUAUUGGAGCAGCAAGAGGAAUCGCUCAUAUACAUGCAGAGAAUGGAGGGAAGCUUGUCGAUGGAAACGUCAAAGCCUCAAAUAUCUUUCUCAAUCCACAACAGUAUGGCUGUGUUUCUGAUAUUGGUCUGACAACUAUAAUGAGCUCACUGGCUCCACCUAUCUCCCGUGCUGCUGGUUACCGAGCUCCAGAAGUGACAGACACCCGAAAAGUAGCACAGCCUGCUGAUGUGUGGGUUCAUUCAGUUGUUCGUGAGGAGUGGACAGCAGAAGUAUUUGACUUAGAACUGAUGAGGUAUCCAGGCAUAGAGGAAGAAAUGGUGGAGAUGUUACAGAUAGCUAUGUCUUGCGUGGUAAGAUUGCCAGAUCAGCGACCUAAGAUGCUGGAUGUAGUGAAGAUGAUAGAAAACGUGCGGCGGAUGGAUAAUGAGAAUCGUCCAUCUUCUGGAAACAGAUCAGAAAGCACAACACCCCUCGGAUCAACACCGCCGCCAGUAGUUGGAACACCCCAAUCAACCUCAAAAGAGUGA